UAUUUCGAACCAAACACAACGAUGACAACGAAGUUAACCAAAAUUUUACUGAUACUCGUGUUGUCCGCAUUGGUCGACACUCGCAGCUCUGCUCUACCGACCAAUGCGCAGAUUAUCGCUGUCAGCUGUAGCGGCAAGGAGGCCAUUUGUGUGGGCCCAGCCAGCUAUCAGCUCUGCGAAGCGGAUGUGGCCUACGGCGGAGUUAUUCCCUGUCCGGUCAACACACGUUGCAUCAGCGAUGGCAUGGAGAUCUGCGUGCCUCUCAAGUCUGAUGCAGAUGCAUCGUCUUCUGCUGCUGUUGCCAAGAUGACGACGGUUACAGAUGCGCCGCCGGCUCUGGGUGGCCUUGCAGCGAUUGUGGAGUCAACGACGAGUGCCGACGCCAAUGGCUUGCCCAGCACCACUGAAGGUCUUCCGACUAAACCAACCAAACCAACAACUGCUGCCCCAGUGACAAGCACAGAGUUGCCUUUGACGACUACAGCUGCGCCAGUUGAGACCACCACAGAUACUCCAUGGGAAACUACCACCCAACUGAUUACUGAGACCACAUCUGGCAAUACCAAUGCGCCUGAGUCAACAUUACCUGCCGUAACGGAGACUACAACAGAUGCUGCAUGGGACUGGGAUACCACAACAGUUGAACCCCAAUGCGCCUUUGAUCCCAACGCGCCAGUAGAUCCGAAUGCUCCAGUUGAUCCCAAUGCGCCUGUUGAUCCCAACGCGCCUGUCGAUCCCAAUGCGCCAGUUGAUCCCAACAUACCUGUAGAUCCGAAUGCUCCAGUUGAUCCCAAUGCGCCUGUUGAUCCAAACGCACCUGUAGAUCCAAAUGCUCCAGUUGAUCCCAACGCACCUGUAGAUCCGAAUGCGCCCGUAGAUCCAAAUGCACCAGUUGACCCCAAUGCACCAGUUGAUCCCAAUGCACCUGUUGACCCCAACGAGCCUGCGAAUCCAACUAGUCCAUCAGUCGAUCCCAAUAAUCCCGAAGACCCAAAUGCUCCAAUUAAUCCAACAUCGGAUCCUAACGCACCUGUGAGGCCCACUAAGCCAUCGGGAACCACCGCUUCUCCUGUAGAUCCCAUCUCUCCAGUUGACCCCAACGAGCCACUGACAACUACAAACGCCCCUCUCGACCCAAACAAUCCGCUUGAUACAACUGCUGCCCCUGGUGAGCCCAACACUACGAUCGACCCUAAUACGACAGAGGACCCCAAUGCGCCAGUUGAUCCCAAUGCGCCAGUUGAUCCCAAUGCGCCUGUUGAUCCCAACGCGCCUGUAGAUCCCAACGCACCAGUUUGA
This is a messenger RNA of Drosophila busckii, 1299 nucleotides long. RefSeq names its product sporozoite surface protein 2. The transcript is spliced from 3 exons. Lineage: Eukaryota; Metazoa; Arthropoda; Insecta; Diptera; Drosophilidae. The coding region runs from base 22 to 1299 and encodes 425 amino acids. The record is from RefSeq and is a predicted model, not a curated record.